Chironomus riparius is the source of this 1139-nucleotide messenger RNA. Lineage: Eukaryota; Metazoa; Arthropoda; Insecta; Diptera; Chironomidae. The record is from the annotation of a GenBank genome assembly.
GUUUUCCUUAAAAGUUGUUCUUUAAAUGUAAAGAAUGUUGGCAAAAAAUAAAAAUUUUCGUGAAAAUUGCUGUAAUGAGUCGGAAAUGGAAGAUGAGUUUAUCAAGGAAAUGUCCUUUGAGUCGUUAGGAUUUGAAGUAAAAAGUUUCCCAAAGAAUUUUGCAUGCGUUAAUUAUCCAACAUUUAUUCUUUGCAUUGAGAAAUUCAUCCAGAAAUUCAAAUUUUGUGAUACAGUCAUAGCUAUAGGAAAGGAGAGAUUUAAUUGCCAUUUUAUAGUCAUCAAAUGUUUCUCUAAACAUUUCGAGAAAUUCGAAAAGAAUACGACUUUAAUAGAACUUCCCACUGAUCAAGUUACGCCCAAGGCAUUUUGUGAGAUUUACGAAUGGAUGUUGGCAAGUGAAAAUCACAUAAAAAGGGAAAGUUUCGCAGAAGUCUUUAAAGCAGUCAGAUUCUUACAAAUCGACAAAUUACUACAACAUUUAAUGAUGAUAGUCGACGAUCAGCACAUCAUAAGUGAACGAGAAGCUAUUUCAAUAUUUCUUGAAGCUAAACGGGUCAAUGCAAAGUGCCUUCAAUCAUUCAUGGUCGGGAAAGUUUCAAAAAUCUUUUUAACAUUUGUAGCAUCAAAGGAAUUUCUCGAAUGUACACUGGACGAAGCACUAGAAUUUUUCAAAUCAAACCGAAUAGCUAUAAAUUCAGAAGUUGACAUGAUAUUUACAGCCAUACGAUGGUUGCUGUAUAAAUGGCCGAGACGUAAAAACAACAUUAAGGAGAUACUAAAGAAAAUAAAAUUCGAAUUGAUUGUUCCGUGGCAGCUGGUGGAAUUUAAAAAAUAUCCUCAACAACUGGGACAAAUAUUUCAUCCAAUUGAAAUUCAGACUGCAAUCGAUGAAGCUUUAUCGUAUCAAUCAACGCGACAUAUUCAGACAUUUGAGGAACAUUCAAGCGAACGACUGAUUGUUUCACGAAGAAUCAUCGACGAUCCACUUUGGAAAGAAUUUGAGUUUGAGAGGAACUCAAAUGUGCAUGUUGGAUAUAAUAGUUUUAGACAAUACCUAAAGAAACUCAAUGCUUUUCACUGGACUCGAAUUGAAUGCAGAGACAAUAAUAAAAUUUUGAAUCCUUAGUCACUAGCCAAAU